Messenger RNA from Sphaeroforma arctica JP610, 1380 nucleotides. RefSeq names its product galactose-1-phosphate uridylyltransferase. Gene Ontology annotation, cellular component: cytoplasm. The coding region runs from base 173 to 1279 and encodes 368 amino acids. The transcript is spliced from 6 exons. The record is from RefSeq and is a predicted model, not a curated record. NCBI's taxonomy places the organism in Eukaryota, Ichthyosporea, Ichthyophonida. Gene Ontology annotation, biological process: beta-D-galactose catabolic process via UDP-galactose, Leloir pathway. Gene Ontology annotation, molecular function: zinc ion binding; UDP-glucose:hexose-1-phosphate uridylyltransferase activity.
UGCAUACUAUUUAUGAUAACCACUGUAUAAUCGCCUGCAGCAGGCCAUACAGAGAGAGAGAGAUUGCCUGACCAUAUAAUAGCUGGUGUUGCUUGCACAACUAGAUAUAGCAAAAGAGCUCUUGCUCAUCGCUCGACACUUAGCAUCACCUAAUUAACCCUAUUAUCUCACAAUGGCGGACCCGGGAUUUGACUAUAAUGAACACCCGCACAGACGCUACAAUCCAUUGACACAACGAUGGCUCCUGUGUAGUCCCCACCGCACGAAACGUCCCUGGCAGGGUGGAAAAGAGACCGUCAAUGAAGACAGACCCUACGAUCCCAGGAACAACCUUCUCCCUGGUGCCGUGAGGACAUCCGGAGAAGUCAAUUUAGAGUAUGAGAGCACCUUCGCCUUCACAAAUGACUUCUCAGCUCUCCUGCCAGACACUCCACAUGGUCAGGUGGGGUCAGUAGAAAAUAACAAUCUGUUCAUCGCGGAGGCGGUGCGAGGUGAAUGUCGCGUGCUGUGCUUCCAUCCCCGACACGACCUCACCAUCGCAGAGAUGACUCAGGAGGAAAUACAAGCCAUCGUGACACUUUGGACAAUUCACUAUGAGGACUUAGGUUCCAAACCGAGCAUUAACUAUGUUCAGAUCUUCGAGAAUAAGGGCGCUGCGAUGGGCUGCUCUAAUCCCCAUCCCCAUGGUCAGAUCUGGUCCGGUAGUUUCAUACCGGAAAACAGUCGCGUGUCACUGGAAUCCCAAGCAAACUAUAAGAAGGCGAAAGGUAUACUCCUUUUGCAAGACUACGUUGAACAGGAAGUGGAGAAAAAAAUCCGAGUUAUCGCUCAGAACGAGUACUUCGUAGCGGUGAUUCCCUUUUGGGCUGCGUGGCCGUAUGAGGUGAUGAUUAUGCCAGCCCCAGGUCGCCACUACAAGUCUUUAUCCGAUCUCGACGAUGCUGCAAAGUCGGGUCUAGCAGAUGCUAUGGGGCGAGUGACCAGACGCUAUGAUAAUCUGUUCGAAUGUUCGUUCCCAUACUCAAUGGGAAUUCAUCAGGCACCCACGGAUGGCAAGGAUUACUCCUUUGCCCAGAUGCAUCUUCUCUAUUACCCUUGUCUACUGCGUUCUGCCACGGUAAAGAAGUUCAUGGUAGGAUUUGAAAUGCUGGGAGAGCCCCAAAGAGACUUAACGGCCGAGCAGGCUGCCGACAAGCUAAAUGUGGUGAGCGAUACGGAACAUUACCGUAAGCGACUGUCGAAAGAAGAGUACGAGAAAAAAUAUUUAUCGAACAAGUAGUAUUUGUUCGAAAAUGAUAAAACAAUUUUGUAUUUAGAAGUCCAAUCACAGUAUUUAGAGUACAAAAAAGUUACAAAAGUUAUAAAUAGUCUAGUGAAGUG